UGAAAUUGAGAACAAGAGAAUCAUUCAGAGAGAGAGAGAGAGAGAGUUGUAUGAAACCCUAAUCUUUCUCUGAGAAGUGACAAUGUCGAUGGACCUGUUGCUGAAGCCUUCUUGUAGCGGUUGUGGAUCAACCACCGAUCUCUAUGGAAGCAAUUGCAAGCACAUGACUCUCUGCUUGACCUGCGGCAAAACCAUGGCGGAGAAGAAAGCCAAAUGCAUUGAUUGUGGCGCAACCCUCACUCGCUUGAUUAGGGAAUACAAUGUUCGUGCAAGUUCUGGCAGUGACAAAAACUACUUCAUUGGACGAUUCAUAACCGGGUUGCCUGAUUUUUCCAAGAAGAAAAGUGCUGAAAACAAGUGGUGCCUUCAGAAGGAUGGACUGCAAACCCGCCAAGUUACCGAUGCUUUGCGGGAGAAGUACAAGAACAAGCCGUGGCUCUUAGAGGACGAAACUGGUCAGUCCCAAUACCAAGGUCACCUUGAAGGGGCACAGUCAGCUACAUAUUAUCUGCUUAUGAUGGAAAGGAAGGAGUUUGUUGCCAUUCCUGCUGGUUCUUGGUACAACUUUAACAAGGUUGCUCAAUAUAAACAAUUGACAUUAGAGGAAGCAGAAGAGAAAAUGAAGAACAGAAAGAAACACGCGGACGGGUAUGAAAGAUGGAUGAUGAAGGCUGCAAAUAAUGGGGCUGCCGCAUUUGGUGUGAAGGUUGAAGACAAGGAGAUCAGUGUGUACGGAGGGAAAGGCCGUAAAAAAACUAGUGAAGAUGAUGAAGGUCAUGUCUCAGAUAUUGGAGAGGAGGAUGAAGAAGAGGAGGCAGGAAGAAAGACUAGACUUGGACUUAAUAAAGGAGGUGACGAUGAUGAUGAAGAGGGUCCAAGGGGGGGAGACAGUGAUGUAGAUGAUGAUGAUGAUAUUGAGAAGGGCGAUGACUGGGAGCAUGAAGAUAUUUUCACUGAUGAUGAUGAAGCUGUUGGCAAUAAUCCCGAGGAAAGGGAAGAUUUGGCUCCUGAAGUUCCUGCUCCUCCUGAAAUCAAGCAGGAUGAGGAGGAGGAGGAGGGUGAAGAUAAUGAGGAAGGGGGAGGUUUGAGUAAAUCUGGGAAAGAGCUGAAGAAGCUACUUGGACGUUCUAGUGGUCUAAAUGAAUCUGAUGCUGAGGAUGAUGACGAUGAUGAAGAGAUGGAUGAUGAGGUUGGCGUUCCUCUUGUGAGUGCUUCAAAGCAGAAGGAUGCACUUAAGGAAGAACCUGCUGACAAUAGCCCUUUAAAACCUGGAGCUACUACUUCAAAGUCUUCAAAAGGGAAGAGAAAAAUAAAUGAGGAAGCAAAAACAUCUAAUGGUGCACCACCAAAGAAGGUGAAAACAGAAAAUGAACCGAAAUUAUCUGUCAAAGAUGAAAAUGGGUCUGCAGUUAAAAGUAAUGCUCCUCCAAAAGGUGUACCGCCUGCACCAUCAUCAAAAGCAGGGUCUUCCACCACUGCUUCUGGACCUGUGAGCGAGGAAGAAAUCAGGGCUGUUUUAAUGCAAAACACUCCAGUGACAACACAGGAUCUUGUUGCUAAAUUUAAAGCAAGACUAAGAUCACCAGAGGAUAAAAAGGCUUUUGCUGAUAUCCUGAAGAGAAUCUCCAAGAUACAGAAGACUACCAGUGGCGCCAGUUAUGUUAUUUUGAGAGAUAGGAGUGCACUGAUUCAUCCCUCUUUACACAGGCAAACGAGGAGAUCAGCGUUCGAGCCUAGGCCUAGCAGUCUCUCAGUCAUGUCCAAAGCAGAAGAUCUAUAAUUCCCAGUGAUUUUUCUGUAUGUCCAAAGCAGAAGAUCUAUAAUUCCCUUGAUUUUUCCUUUUACAGAUCGUUCUUGAUUUUCACAUUGUUGUUGCUGGUAGUUUUGCCUUUGCCAUCUUUGUGUUGUUGCUGGUAGUUUCUAGACACAACCCUUAACCAUCAUCUUUGUGUGUUGAAUGUGAACAAUGAUGAUUGUUUUUUAGAA
Molecule: messenger RNA, 1986 nt
Organism: Lotus japonicus
Lineage: Eukaryota; Viridiplantae; Streptophyta; Magnoliopsida; Fabales; Fabaceae
Product: transcription initiation factor IIF subunit alpha-like
Exons: 10
Coding region: 83-1780 (565 amino acids)
Biological process (GO): positive regulation of transcription elongation by RNA polymerase II; transcription initiation at RNA polymerase II promoter
Cellular component (GO): transcription factor TFIIF complex; nucleus
Molecular function (GO): RNA polymerase II general transcription initiation factor activity; DNA binding; TFIIF-class transcription factor complex binding
Source: RefSeq, a predicted model, not a curated record